CUUGGAAAACAUUUCACAUUGGCGGCGCUAAGCGUCACCCUACUCUUGAUGCUGAGCUAUUACCCCACCGGCAGUGAGGGAUCUCGGAUAUUGGCAGUUUUUUCAUUUCCCGGAAAAAGUCAUUAUGGAAUGCAUUCUGCACUGAUUACGGAACUAAUCGAUCGGGGACAUCAUGUCACAAUGGUGGCGGCAUUUUCAUUGAAACAUCUAAAAUUGGGACAGAAUUAUACGGAAAUUCUCAUAGAGCCGGUCUAUGAUUUUUGGAGUGAUAUCAAGGCCCAUUUUAAGGCGAAAACAAUUUUCGACUUGAGUACAAUUGGUGUUUUGGAGAAUCACUUUUUGUUAGAAGUCCUUGGGUUUGGCACCACUGAACAUGCCCUGCAACAACCCGCAGUCCAAGAUUUGAUAAAUGAACCAAAUCCUCGGGGAAAAUAUGAUUUGUUGUUGUGUGAACAAUUCUAUCAGGAACCAUUUUUGGCAUUGGCUAAAAUCUAUGAUGUACCUGUGGUUACUAGUGGUACAUUGGGUUUUGAAAAUCAUAUGAGUCAAAUGAUGGGUUUGCUAUCGCCAUGGUCAUUUGUACCGCAUGGUUUUACGGAUUACAAUGAUCAUAUGACGUUUAAGGAGCGGCUAUUGAAUUCAUACUACUCAUUGGCCGAAGAUUUCCUACGGGAAUAUCAUUAUUUUCCCGAAAUGGAUAAAAUGGUGAAGAAAUAUUUUGGCCAUUUGAAUGUUACAAUUCCCUCAGUCUCAGAAAUGGAGAAGAAUAUUUCGGUGAUGUUAUUGAACAGCCACAUUCCAUUGACCACGGCAAGACCUUUGGUCCCAGGUAUCAUUUUUGUGGGUGGUAUGCACAUUUACCCACCCAAGAAGCUACCACAGGAUAUUCAACAAUUUAUGGAUGGAGCCAAAGACGGUGUGAUUUUCUUUAGCUUGGGAAGCAACGUCCAAUCCAAAGACAUGCCCGAAGAUAAGCUGCACAUUUUCCUGGAUGUCUUUGCCGCAAUGAAACAGCGUGUCAUUUGGAAAUUUGAAAAUGAAAGUAUUCCCAAUCUGCCCGAGAAUAUCAUGAUCAAAAAAUGGCUGCCACAAUCGGAUAUUUUGGCCCAUCCCAAUACGAAAGUUUUCAUAACCCACGGCGGUCUGUUCGGUACCCAAGAAGGUGUUCACCACGGUGUACCCAUGCUGGGUAUACCCUUCUAUUGUGAUCAACAAUUGAAUUUACGGAAAUCCGAAAGACACGGUUAUGCCAUUAGUUUAGAUUUCCUUACAAUUACACACGAUCUGCUUCGCGAUUCAUUAAAUAAGCUGAUCUAUGACCGCCAGUAUCGUGAUAAUGUUCAACGUUAUUCACGCAUCUUUCGUGAUCGCCCUAUGGGCUCCAGGGAAACUGCUGCCUAUUGGAUUGAAUAUGUGAUACGUCACAAGGGGGCACCUCAGCUACGUUCUGCCGGUUUGGAUUUGAAAUGGUAUCAAUUUUAUUUAUUAGAUGUUAUUGCAUUUGUUGUUGUUCUGCUAUUGGCUGCUAUUUUAGUUGUACGUUACGUGUUAAAGAAGCUACUUUUUGGUAUUAGUUCGAAUAGGAAAAUUAAAAUGAAUUAA
This is a messenger RNA of Musca vetustissima, 1602 nucleotides long. RefSeq names its product UDP-glycosyltransferase UGT5-like. Lineage: Eukaryota; Metazoa; Arthropoda; Insecta; Diptera; Muscidae. The transcript is spliced from 4 exons. The annotation marks the transcript as partial. Gene Ontology annotation, molecular function: UDP-glycosyltransferase activity. The record is from RefSeq and is a predicted model, not a curated record.